UGUUUAAAUUUGCAGCUGACGGCUGCUACCUCUCUAGAGACCCCGGCUGGAGAGUCUCUCAGCAGCGGUGACCAGUCUGGGAGUCACAGCUGCAGCCAUGAACUACCCCCUAACCCUGGACAUGGACUUCAUGAACAACCUGGAUGACCUGGAUGACCUGUACAAGGAAUUAGCCAACUACAAUGACAGCACAGAGACACCCCUGGUGGAAUAUCAUCUCUGCUCCACAGUUGAGGGGGCCCUGCUGACCUCCUUCAAGGCUGUGUUCAUGCCCGUGGCCUACAGCCUCAUCUUCUUCCUGGGUAUGCUGGGCAACAUCUUGGUGCUGGUGAUCCUGGAACGGCACCGGCAGACUCGCAGCUCCACCGAGACCUUCCUGUUCCACCUGGCGGUGGCCGACCUCCUGCUAGUCUUCAUCCUACCCUUCGCUGUGGCCCAGGGCCCUCUGGGCUGGGUCCUGGGGACUUUCCUCUGCAAAAUUGUGAUUGCUCUGCACAAGAUCAACUUCUACUGCAGCAGCCUGCUCCUGGCCUGUAUCGCCGUGGACCGCUACCUGGCCAUUGUCCACGCCGUGCAUGCCUACCGCCACCGCCGCCUCCUCUCCAUCCACAUCACCUGCGCGACCAUCUGGCUGGCCGGCUUCCUUUUUGCCCUGCCAGAGAUCCUCUUUGCCAAGGUCAGCCAGCCCCAUCUCAAUGACUCCCUGCCGCGCUGCACCUUCUCCCAAGAGAACGAGGCCGAAACCAAGGCCUUGUUGGCCUCCCGCUUCCUCUACCACAUCGGGGGGUUCCUGCUGCCGAUGCUGGUGAUGGGCUGGUGCUACGUGGGGGUGGUGCACCGGCUGUGCCAGGCCCAGCGCCGCCCUCAGCGGCAGAAGGCGGUCAGGGUGGCCAUCCUGGUGACGAGCAUCUUCUUUCUCUGCUGGCUACCCUAUCACAUCGUCAUCUUCCUGGACACCCUGGCGAGGCUGAAGGCUGUGGGCAACACCUGCGAGCUGAAUGGCUACCUCCCCGCGGCCAUCACUGUGUGCGAGUUCCUGGGCCUGGCCCACUGCUGCCUGAACCCCAUGCUCUACACCUUUGCCGGUGUGAAGUUCCGCAGCGACCUGUCUAGGCUUCUGACCAAGCUGGGCUGUGCCGGCCCGGCCUCCUCCAUGGUUUGA
Messenger RNA from Tupaia belangeri chinensis (Chinese tree shrew), 1162 nucleotides. Its product is annotated as C-X-C chemokine receptor type 5. NCBI's taxonomy places the organism in Eukaryota, Metazoa, Chordata, Mammalia, Scandentia, Tupaiidae. Gene Ontology annotation, biological process: calcium-mediated signaling; lymph node development; cell chemotaxis. Gene Ontology annotation, molecular function: C-C chemokine receptor activity; C-C chemokine binding; C-X-C chemokine receptor activity. The record is from RefSeq and is a predicted model, not a curated record. Bases 98 to 1162 code for a protein of 354 amino acids. The transcript is spliced from 2 exons. Gene Ontology annotation, cellular component: membrane; external side of plasma membrane.